This is a messenger RNA of Pseudomyrmex gracilis, 798 nucleotides long. RefSeq names its product histone-lysine N-methyltransferase SETMAR-like. The annotation marks the transcript as partial. The record is from RefSeq and is a predicted model, not a curated record. Gene Ontology annotation, molecular function: nucleic acid binding. The transcript has a single exon. NCBI's taxonomy places the organism in Eukaryota, Metazoa, Arthropoda, Insecta, Hymenoptera, Formicidae.
UACUUUGUGUGCGUUUGAAAGGUGACAUAUCAUAAAGAAACUAGCAAAAAAGUAGUGAUAUUUGUCUAUUCAGUCAAAAGUUAUUGCAUCUUGAAAAUGAGUGAAGAGAAAGAAGAAAUUCGAUACAUUUUAAAAUUUUAUUUUAAAAAAGGGAAGAAUGCAACUCAGGCUGCUAAAAAAAUUUGUGAUGUUUAUGGACAUGAUGCUGUAUCAAUACGUGUGGCACAAAGCUGGUUCAAGCGUUUUCAAUCUGGAAAUUUUGAUGUCAAAGAUGCACCUCGCUCUGGUCGACCGAUCACUGAAAAAGUCGAUGAAAUUAUGAAAAUAAUUGAGCAAGACCGGCACAUUAGCAGUCACGAAAUCGGUAAACAACUGAACAUCGACCACAAAACAGUUUUAAACCAUUUGCAGAACGCUGGAUACAAAAAAAACCUCGAUGUUUGGGUGCCACAUGAUUUAACAGUCAAAAAUUUAAUGGAUCGAUUUUCUAUCUGCGAAUCAUUGUUAAAACGAAACGACAUCGAACCAUUUUUGAAACGGCUCAUAACAGGCAACGAAAAAUGGAUCACGUACGACAAUAAUGUACGAAAAAGAUCGUGGACAAAGCGAAAUGAAGCUCCGCAAACUGUGGCAAAGCCAAAAUUGACGCCAAGAAAAGUGAUGCUGAGUGUGUGGUGGGAUUGGAAAGGAAUCGUUCACUACGAGCUGCUGCCGUCCGGUCAAACAAUUGAUUCUAACCUCUACUGUCAACAACUGGAAAGAUUACGCCAGGCAAUUGAGAAAACGCGACCAGAAUUG